Messenger RNA from Pectinophora gossypiella (pink bollworm), 3420 nucleotides. RefSeq names its product dihydroxyacetone phosphate acyltransferase (gene Dhap-at). The coding region runs from base 245 to 2272 and encodes 675 amino acids. The transcript has 11 exons. Gene Ontology annotation, biological process: ether lipid biosynthetic process. The record is from RefSeq and is a predicted model, not a curated record. Gene Ontology annotation, cellular component: mitochondrial membrane; peroxisomal membrane. Gene Ontology annotation, molecular function: glycerone-phosphate O-acyltransferase activity. NCBI's taxonomy places the organism in Eukaryota, Metazoa, Arthropoda, Insecta, Lepidoptera, Gelechiidae.
UUCAAUAGGUUAUUAUUAUCCUUGGGAGGCGGUUUUGUCGAUUAUUUACGAUAGAUUUACAAAAGUAUUUUAAAACUAAAUAAUGUAUUAAUAAAAAUCUUGACUAAUGCGAAAAUCACACUAGAAAUCUCUUAAAGUAACGUCAUUCUUUAUUUAUGACAUCAUAACCUGUAACCGGAGGAAAAAAUAUUGUAUAUUGUACUGUAUUGGAUAUGCGCUAAUAUAUCACAAUUUAAGAAUUAAAAUGUCUGUGAAAAUGAGUCAGGAAGUGCCAUUCAAUGACAUUUUGUUGCCGGGAAAGACUCCUUCUGGUUUAUCGGCGUUUAAGUUCAUGUCUCGUCCAUGGAAUCCGACGAAAUCAUAUGUUCUGGACAAGUGUUACUCUCCACAGGAUCUCAAGGAUUUGGUUGCAAAGUCCGUAUAUUUGGACUCUGUUAUUGAAGCGGAAAGUGCAAGGACAGGUGUCCGCAAAGAGAAGCUUCGUCGAGAAAUGCUGGCAUACCUAGAGGAGAUGGGAUUGGACAAAAAGAUUUACGUGAUCCGCUGGAUGGGCAUUGUAUUCCUCAAGUUCUGCAGCAUGAUGAAGGUCGGAGUCUUCGUCAAUGAACCAGCCAUACUCAAGUUGAAGUUGUCAAUGGGUGCAAACCCCGUGCUGUUCCUGCCGACUCACCGCAGCUACGCCGACUUCUGCCUCAUGACCUACCUGUGCUACAACUACGACAUUGACUUCCCGGCUGUAGCUGCUGGCAUGGAUUUCUACUCAAUGGCGGUGGUGGGUCGGCGCAUGCGCGAGACGUGCGCGUUCUACAUCAGGCGCACGCUGGCCGGCGCGCCGCUGUACGCGGCCACGCUGCGUCAGUACGUGCGCACGCUCGUGAGCAAGCACUGCGCACCCAUCGAGUUCUUUCUUGAAGGCACGCGCAGUCGCAGCAACAAGAGUUUGCCGCCUAAAUACGGUAUGCUCUCAAUGGCUCUGGCGGCGUACUUCGCGCACGAAGUAAGUGACGUCACCAUCGUGCCGGUCAACAUAUCCUACGACAGGCUGAUGGAGACAGCGCUCUUUGCCUACGAACACCUUGGCGUGCCCAAACCUAAAGAGUCUACAGGGGGACUAUUGAAAGCGCUGCACAGCUUGAACGACCAUUUCGGCAACAUAUACAUCAACCCGGGCGCUCCUCUGUCCGUCAAACAAUACCUCAAAUCGGAGUCCAUAUCGAGCGAGAUGCUCAAACCUGUAGACCUGCAACAACUUACUCCUGAACAGUUCACGCAAGUCCAAGACAUUGCUAAUUACGUCAUAACGCUACAACAGCAGAAUACCGUCGCAACAAUAUCGAAUUUAAUAGCACUAGUACUGAUGCAAAGUUUAAUACAAAACAAAACGUUAGACAUAGAAGAUAUUGUGUCAGAAAUGAACUGGGUGAUCGAACUGUUGAAGAGUCUCGGGGCUUCAGUUUAUGAGAAGGAUGUGAGGAGUGAUGUCGAGAGGAUCCUGGUGGUUCACAGUAAAAUGAUGCGGCUGGACAAAGACAAGAAAUUAAGGCUACUGUCGAGUACUUUGAUGACUGUCUCGGAUGAUGUCAAGAAGAAGAUGAAGGGUCACAUCCUGAAAGCGGAGACGAUGGUGAACGCGGUGCCCAUCAUCCAACUCCAGCUCUACGUGAACCCUGUGCUGCACUACCUCGUGCCGCCGGCGCUGCUCGCUCUACUCGCACAGAACAAUCCUAGCAAAGAACGAUUAUUUGCUGAUUACCAGCACAUCAGAAAGUUGCUGAGGCACGAAUUCUUCCACGUGGAAAAGGAAGAGGAAAAGAUAUUCAACAGCGCGUUACAAUACUGCAUCGACAAUAAUGUGAUAGCGAGCAGAGAAGGUUCGCUGGUCCCCGGCGAGGGUCAUAAGACGCGAUACCUCCUCAAAUGGUCCGUCUGGCCCGCGCUCACCACGCUGCUCAAAUGUACUGAAGUUAUGACAGAACACAAAUCAUGUGAACACAAGAAAGCCCUGAAGUUGGUACAGGAACGCGUGGAGUCAAGCAAUUGUCACCCGUACUGCUUGAGCUUAGAGUCCAUCGGUAACUGCCUGCAGGGACUCGCCUUAGCUGGGGCUCUCGUCAGGGAUCGAGGACAACAAGAAGUGACAUACGCCGUGGUGCCCGACGCGAUGGCACAGAGCCAUCGCCUGGUCACCUCAGUACUGCCUGACUUCUACGUGGACUUCGGCAGGAACAACUCAGUGAUCCUCGACCAUAGGCCCCUCAUGUCUAGGUUGUAAUUACGACGCAACACUUGUAGAUGAUAUAACAUAGUGCUUGUCCUGUCACUAGUUGCCAACUCUAGGUUAUAGUAAGUUGUGGGUUGGAGAAAGGAUUAACGAUAAUGAUGGUGAUAAUGGGAUAAGUUUGUAGAUUAUUACAUGUCAAAAUUAACAGGUAGGUCUAGUCAAAAAGACCGCUCCGAAUCGCACCCUGUGGGAAAGUGCUCAUUACGCUGGCCGCGUUUGCGCGCUGGAUUGCCAGCGAAAUUUGCUGCACUAGGUCACCUCCAUUCUGCCGUAACCACCGCGUAAGUUUGUAGUGAUAUGGAUAAACCGGGGAACACAUUUCAUUGUUAUGUCCCCACCGGGAUUCAAACCCGGGAGUUCCGGAUCGUGAUCCCACGAGGGCUAUUAAAGAAGAAGUUAAUUUACCACGUAGGCAAACGCGAUAUGUGGUCUCUAUCUAUGUUGUGGCUACUGACUACCGUAAAUGCCACGCUGCCUGUGGCGCCACUAGCGCGUAAAUUAUGUUUCAUUUGCCACAAAUGACAUCAUGAUGUCUGGUGAUGUGUGUAUGUCCAAAUUCUGGUCUAACAGUUCAAAAGAGUCUAGUCUUGAAAACAGAAUCGAAUGUAAUUGCAGUGAGCAUGAUAAUGUAAGAUGUUCUAUGACGAGAACUUCCUUAAUUAGUGAAAUAUGGACAAAAAGAGUACAAAACAGUUAAUACUCUCUUUUCCAUUUGUCUGUGAACCGUCAGAUAUCAACAUUACCUAGCAUUGCUUUUUUUUUAAACAGCUAGGUUAUGCUGGAUUAGUAAUGAUGGAAAACUAAUUUUGCAAACACAUUUUUCAGUUGACCUCUUAGGGUUAAAUUGACAAAUUUUACGUAGGUACAGUCAGAAGUAAAUGGUUAGUGACAGAAAGAAAUAUUUGACAUUGUAAGCGUCUCGCGAAUCUGGACGAUUAGGUUGUUGCCAACGUUUUUUAACACGCAGUGUGGCGGUGUGUAUAAUAAUAAUACUUACUAACAAGUAUAUUACUGUACCGUCACAUAAGUUAAUGCAAUAAAUUGAAGAUUAUAAAAACUUUGAAGGGACAAUUCAGUGGUCAUGAGAUAUCACAUAUUUAUCUGAUUAAUGAUAUAAGCUACAUAUUCUAACGCGUCCG